This is a messenger RNA of Trichophyton rubrum CBS 118892, 3360 nucleotides long. RefSeq lists its product as uncharacterized. The transcript has a single exon. Bases 1 to 3360 code for a protein of 1119 amino acids. Lineage: Eukaryota; Fungi; Ascomycota; Eurotiomycetes; Onygenales; Arthrodermataceae. The record is from RefSeq and is a predicted model, not a curated record.
AUGGAGCAUGACCUACUGAUAGUGGUGGAUGCUACGGCAUCUAUGGGCCAAUACCUGACGGCACUCAACACUUCUAUUCCUCAGAUCAUCUCCAUCUCGGCUCUUACCGGAUGCUUUUCUCGCAUAGGACUGCUUGCAUACCGAGACUACUGCGAUACCCAGCUGCUGGAAUGGUCGGGCUGGCUGGAAGAGUCUAAAGGAGCUGGCGCAAAUGAUACCGAUAUCCUCGCUCUAGCAAAGUCACUGGAAGCAGUUGGCGGUGGAGAUUCUCCUGAAGCUGCAAAGACUGUGCUUGCGAGGGCCUAUGAGCUGAUGCGUGCAGAUGCAAAGACGACUCUUUUGUUCUAUACCGAUGCCUAUCCCCAUUUUGGAGCUGUGGAAGCGCCUGUGAGACGCGGCGGCCACUUUUAUGCCCCCAACGGAGUACUUGAGAAAAAUGCACUGUCAGACUCUUCAUCGUACGGCGGGUACGGCCCUCAUUUCGUGGACUGGGUUACAGCAUGCAAGUUUAUGCGCAGGGGAGAGAAACCUGUGCAGGUGUUUUGCUUGCUGUCACCUUCAAUGAGCUGGAACGAUUGCGGACACUACAAUUAUUUAUCGACCAUGACCCGUGGCGCCUGUAUGAUUCUCGAAAAUUCGAUGCCGGGAACCAUCUCCAAGGUGACCAUCGAUCUAUUGCUGUCAUGGAUGGGCGUUGAGCCGGCCAACAGGGCGAUCACCAUAGAUGCGACAGAGAAAGACAACAGCGAUGAGGCUGCCAAAAAAGAUGCGCUGGCAACUCUGGGCCGCUACAAGUGCGUUGAUUAUAUCAAGAAACUCGAUCAUGAACUCGACCCUAGGGCGGAAAUGUAUUUCCCCAUCGCCUCGAAUAGCUAUGGCUCUCACAAGAAUAAUAGUAUCGAAGAGAAUGUUGCAAGAGUACCAAUGACCCCUGACAUUGCCCGAAAAUAUCUCCCAAAGAAGGAUGUGCCGGUCACCAACUUUGCCACGGCUUGGACUACGGAUCCAGCAUAUCGGUCUUUAGCACUCAAACACAUAAACAAGAUCAUAAAGUUCGAUGUUAGGGCGAUAGCUGUCAACCCGGUUUUCGGAAGCCUAUGGAGGACAAUUUGCAGUGAUCGAACCUGUGACUCACGACAGGAGCUUCUGGAUGCCUUUAGCGCAGAGGUCGGAAGGCUUGCGAGUGUAGAAGAUAGUGAACAGUUAAAGAUAUGGUUGGAAGUCUCGUAUGACUAUACGGCAGAGGUCCUCGAGCUCCUCGAAAGUGUUCCCAAAGAGGAAAAGUUCCCCUGUGUAUACCUCGAUCCAACCCUUGACUUUACUCCGACCGGUGCAGAGGCAGAAGAUGAGUUUGGAAAGCCCAUCACUGCCCUUACUAGAGUAAAUUUGCUAGAAAUUGGCCGAUCAUGCGACCCUUCUGUUCUCCGGCGACUUGGACGGAUCCUCACUCAGUUGACGUACGUUGAAAGAGAGGCAGAUUUACCCGAACACAUUGCAGCUUCAAGCAAUGAAAACGUCCCAAAGAUCCCUAUGGUAUUAGCUCGAGGAGAAUAUAAACGUCAAUUCUGGAGAAUACUCCUGCAUCUCAUUGUCCCCGGGACGAUGCUGUCAGCUCGUCCUGCAGCUCUCCUGGCAGCACUGAGUCUGCGAUUGGGUAUUACUCCCCUCACUGACGUAGCAGAGCGGGAAGCACUCAGUUUCCGAAAUAAGUGGAACGACCUCGAUGUACCCGAGACUUGGUCAGUUCCAUGUUUAAAUCUGCUAAUUAGCGCAGAUAACGCGUAUACAAAACGACGAGCUGGCCUUGAGGAAGAACCCGAAAGCCCUGGCCAGUCCAAGAAGAAACCAGCCACACUGUUGAAGCCAAAUGAUAGAAAGCUUUUUGAGCAGCUUAUUGGUUAUAGAAUGCUGGAAGUGAACCUCGACAGUGCAUUGGCUGCAAAGGUGGGUUGGACUCCUGGGAAGACCACAGCACCACUGGGACCUACCGUCACCUGUCGAGAAUGUUUAUACCCACGUUCAGUCAGCAUUAUGGACCGCAACAGCAAAUGCGGUCUAUGCACAUAUGCCAGUCAGGAUACGGCAUAUAAGAAAGCUUUGCAUAUUAAUGUUUCCAUGGACGACGGCCCUGAAUCACUGGCAACCUGGGUGGAAUGCUGUAUACUGACAUGCAGAGCACAGUAUGUGGUAUAUGAUGUUGCCUCGUUGAGUGUUCGAGCAAAGUGUCAUUACUGUCGAGCGCAAAGUGCAACCCCACCUAAGCUACGACAGUCGCGUCCAGAUGCCCCUUGGAUUGAGUGUAUCAAGUGUAUGAACCGCUUCAUUUGGCCUGUGGAAUACCGGCCAUCUUCACUUCGUACUUCGGAGUUCACUUGCGCACACUGCAACGCUGGACGGGAAACGGUAGUUGAAAUCCAAACGACUGCAAAGAAGAUCUCAACUGAGAACUCAUACUCGUGGUUGAUUUGCGAUAACCAGAACCCAGAAACCUGCCCCUUCACAGGUCGCUCACUGUUCAACACCGUUUCCACGUACGGAACAGAAAAUUUCGUAUCACGAAUGACGCUGUUCCCAACGACCAAGGGCGUGUUAACUUUGAAGGGAAAGAAGAUACAAAACACUCCCGAGCUUAUUUCCACUCUGCAGGAUCUUAUUUCACGUCUGAAGACGAUUAAAGAGCAUUGCUCAUUGUGUUUUUCAGUUUUCCGUCCUGACAUGCUAAACCCAGCAUGUGGCCGUCGAGGGUGCCUCCAACGUGUAUGCCGCGACUGUUUAUCCGGUUGGUACGGACUCAACUCAGCAGGUCGCAUCUUGAACAUCGGCGCUCUCUCCUGCCCAUUCUGCAGACGACUCCCUUCUGCAAAAACCCUAGCGAACUAUGCCAUGGGCGUACAAGCGAUAGCAAACCUUUCCAAGGCAGUUGAAGAGAAAGGAACAUGGAUAUACGCAUGGUGCAUUGCUUGUUCCUCGGCCAAACAGUUCAUGGAGCGAGAAUGUGCUCGCGGGGCACCUCCCGAAGUAUCCAACUGGAACUGUCCGGAAUGCGUUCAAUGGGAGGAAGAGCUUGAGCUGGAGCGCAUAGCUGCAGAGAACGCGGCUGAGGUGGCUGCUACCCUACGCGAGGAAAUCAUGGCGAAAAGAAUGAGCAAGGUCAAACCAUGCCCUAAAUGCGGUGUCAUGACGGAAAAGAUCGCUGGGUGUGCACAUAUAACAUGUCCAGUCCGUCAUUGUAAGGCUGAAUGGUGCUAUUUUUGUGGGAAGCAUGCCCGAAACACGGACAUUUACGAGCAUCUCAACAAUGUGCAUGGUGGGAUUUUCGAUCCCGAAGAUGAGGAGCUCGUCUUUACUGAUGAGGAAUAG